This is a messenger RNA of Exaiptasia diaphana, 777 nucleotides long. RefSeq lists its product as uncharacterized. Bases 1 to 777 code for a protein of 258 amino acids. The record is from RefSeq and is a predicted model, not a curated record. The transcript has 2 exons. NCBI's taxonomy places the organism in Eukaryota, Metazoa, Cnidaria, Anthozoa, Actiniaria, Aiptasiidae.
AUGUCCUACCAUCUACUGUUGACGCCAAUUUAUCUUCUUUGUCAUAUUCAAGUUGUUCUACCCAAUGGUGACCCAGUAUCACGAAGACCACAUCCAGCCAUUAAACCUGAGCUGAUGCUGCAAAUUUACAACUUGUUAUGCAUACCGAUGAGCCUGCUUGAUGUCAUUACCUAUGUCCGUGGAAAACUUGUUCCAGAUGGUUAUCAGCCAUAUACUUUUAGGCGCAACAACCCAGAAACCCUGCUAGACAAGCUGAGAUCAAUUGUUGCCACAUACAUCUACAGGCAUACUAUAGAGGAGCUAAAACAAGAAGGUGCUGAUUUUUCCCUCUACCUGUACAACCCAGAGGUAGACCCCAUCACAGGUAUGCUGAGKCAUGACAGAGGUGACCAUAACCAUAUACUCAAACGGAUUGCGACCAGCACACGGGGGUGUAAAUGUGAAAUGCUCAACUACGAGGCAUUUGAUAAAGUCCUGAAAGACUCCAACARUGGGCUUACACAUGCAGCCUUGGUGGGCAAAAGAAAGCAAAGCCUCAAAGAUGCCGAGCGGUUCCUAUCCUGUGCUGUUGUUAAGUCCCUAGAGGUAAAUGGCCAUGUCAAUGAGGCAGAGUAUGUCAGAGUUAUUGYAAACUGGCAUGAAGCGACUGAUGGAAGGGGACUGACGCAACUACAAAGAUGUAGGUACAACUACAAAAUGUUGAAUUACAUUCUGGACAUUUGGAUGCCAUGGCACAAGGACAAUUAUGACUUUUCAACUAUUGACAUCAACAGGUGA